UAUACGCAAUUCUAGUUUUGAGCAAGAAAUAUUUCCCAAACCCGAAAAAAAUAUUUUAUACGACUAUUGAGCAUUUUAAAAUAAACAAAACUAGUUUUGCGCAAUAUGAAAUGAACAGAACUAGUUUUGUAUAUUUCUGUGUUAUCAGCACUAGUUUUGCUUAUUUUGCAGUCUCCCAAACCCAGCUAAAAAGUAGGGUUAUGUUUAUGUUGUUGUUUUGACUUUAUUUCGUUUAUGCCCGUGAAAUUAUAAAAAUAUCACAAUUAUUUUAAGUACGAUAUUUAACCAUUUACCUCUAUAAAAAUGCAAGCUGAAUUCGAGUCACAAUUAGUUCGGUUAUUGGAGACUUCAGGUACUCAAAAACAUAAUCUUAUGGGGAAAGAUCAUUACCUCACUAUACUUAAUGAUCUAAAGGAGGCAAAUUUGUGCAAAGCCCAAUCAAAAACCCUAUCUGCUAAACAGUACAGAAGAAUAAAGUGUUUUGAUAUAACAAGUAUAAGUGCCGUGGAGAAGUUAAUUCAAAUACGCAAAGAAGAUUCUGAUGCCAUACUUUAUUUUGUUUCCACGGAUGAAGUGUUUCCUAUCGUUCACCAGGCACAUAUUUCUACGGGUCAUAAACGGCACAAAGGUAUAUCUCGGAACAAUACUAAUUAUUUACUAAAUCUAAUGUCAAUAUUGUACAAUGCAAGUACCGCCCCAUUGGCUAGACAAGCCGUUAAAAACAGCUACAUAUUACAAGAUCCUAUUGCCUGGUUUAGUUUACAAAUUAGUUUGGCAUUGGAAGAAGAGUUAAAGAAAAAAUACGCCAACAUUACUAGAGAAACUAUUAACAUAUACCUAAAACUGUGUGAAAUAUGUCAACUGAAAAAAACGGCACCUAGAAAGGGAAUCGUUGUUAAGCCUAUUUUAAGUAAACUAAUGAAUUCUCGGUGCCAAGUUGAUCUUAUUGAUAUGCAGACCGACCCAGAUGGAGACUACUCAUUCAUCUUGAACUAUCAAGACCAUUUGACUAAGUAUUGUGUUCUACGCCCAAUGAAAAGUAGAACUGCUGUAAAAACUGCCAGAAACCUAAUAGAAAUGUUUUGUUUAUUUGGAGCUCCGUCAAUACUCCAUUCUGAUAAUGGCCGUGAAUUUUCCAAUCAGGUCAUUAAUAAUUUAAAAUGCCAGUGGCCACAUUUGAAAAUCGUUCAUGGAAAACCGUGCCACUCACAGGGUCAAGGUUCUGUGGGACGGUGUAACAGAGAUGUUCGAGAUGCUCUUAUAUGUUAG
This is a messenger RNA of Anthonomus grandis grandis, 1269 nucleotides long. RefSeq names its product KRAB-A domain-containing protein 2-like. The record is from RefSeq and is a predicted model, not a curated record. The transcript has 2 exons. Gene Ontology annotation, biological process: DNA integration. NCBI's taxonomy places the organism in Eukaryota, Metazoa, Arthropoda, Insecta, Coleoptera, Curculionidae. Gene Ontology annotation, molecular function: nucleic acid binding. Bases 304 to 1269 code for a protein of 321 amino acids.